GCUGGACUGACACCGAACUGGCACCAAUAUCUGGAUCCUUGAUCAUCACCUCCAAUAGGAAGAUAAAAGGCACCACCACCCUUUUUUACUUACCACUUCCGUCCACAAGUUUUGGAGCGGGAGUUCUCAACCGGUGGCACUACAGAUAAUUCUUGCCUGAUUCCUCAACAUGCUGCAGUAGUCCUGCUGUUUCAGUAGCAGCAGCAGCCAUUAAAACAAUUGUCGAAGAGCACUUUCACCUAGUUUGGAAGUACCUUUCUCUAUUUGUGCGCGAAAAGAGCUAUUUUUAGUAGCAUGAGAGCCAACAUUACAGUGACGGUGAAAAGUCUCUGCGAUCAACCGCCAUCGGUGAUUGGUGUUUGAAUUUUUUUAAAGUUUCCGCUUUUGAAUGGUGGUCUUCCGGUGGAAGUGCGGAAGAACGAAGUGGACAAACAUGUUUUUGAAGACUGUUCUCGUCGAAGUGUUCUUGACUCGCAGCGGUCGCCGCGGACUUUUCUCGUCACCUUUUUAUCCUGUCUGUUUGCUCGAUUGAAUUGUUUGCUCAAACACUGCCCUCUACUUUCUAUACUGUCUCUCUCGCAUUCACGUACACACAUAUAAAGCUCAGGAUUCUUCACAAUGUGUUGGAUCUGCAUUGUUCAAGUGUUCUUUUUUAUAAGCUGCCUGUUUAAAGGCAUCCACUGCCAACAACAAUACAUUCGUGUUCGUCCAAACGACACAGAAAUAGCCGAAAGUCAAAAUGUGGAAUUCCAGUGUCAUGUGGCAAAUAAGGCUGGCACAGUACAAUGGAAUAAAGAAGGAUUUGUGCUGGUUCCUCCCCAAGCGCUAUCGAUCAACGAUCUUCCUGCUGGUAACAACAUCGAGGUCAGACAAGGUGAUAAAGUUGUCCUCUAUUGCAAAGCGGUAGGAAGCAAGCCUCCAACUCAACUCAUCUGGUACAAAAAUGACAAUGAACUUUUUGAUGAAGAUGCCCAGAUGUCUUUCGACGAGGACAAACAUCGUCGUUAUACGACGACCAGCUCAAUCACUCUCUAUCCCGGGGUGGACGACAAUGGUGCUAUCUAUUCCUGUGAAGCUCGUCACCCAGCCUUGGAGAGAUACCUCAGAUGCUCAGUCGCCAUUAAUGUCUUACACGCUCCAGGAAUCCCCCAAAUUGAAGGCUAUAUUGAAGGAGACGUUGUAACAUCUGGAGAUACAUUGACAUUGGCUUGCAUCACACGCGGAGGAAAUCCACCGCCUUAUCUUAUAUGGAAAAGAGGGAAUGUGCAAGUAGACGCCACAUAUACUGUCAGCGGUCAUGUAACAACAAACAUCCAUACAUUCCGGGUGGACGCUUCCGAUAACAAUGGGGUGUAUCGUUGUGAAGCAUCCAGCAUCAUGACUACGGAACCUAUAGCUGCUUCUGUCAAGCUAAGUGUUCACUAUCCUCCAGCAAAUGUGAAAUUGAUUGGACCGCUGGAAGCUCGGAAAGGAGACACAGUAACUUUGACGUGUUCGACCGAAAUUAGCAACCCUCCGUCCCAGAUCACGUGGGUGGUGGACGGAUCCCGUAUAGGUAGUGGUGAGUCCGUGACAACUCGAGUGCAAGAUGGUUGGGUGACCGUCUCCAACCUCACCAUCACACUCACCAGGCAGGAUCCGGAUGUGAAGACUUUUGCAUGCUACGCUGAAAACCCACCAGUGCGAAAAAAGACCUUUCGGACGCAUAAGCUUUCUGUAACUUCAAGGAAUGUAUCUCUAGCAGAUCCCCCUCAGCCGCCGACCAUCCUGGGCUAUGAAGAAGGUUCGCCUCUGCGGGUGGGCGAGCUGAAAACCUUCAACUGCGUUGCCCUGGGCGGCAAUCCACCCGCAACGCUCAAGUGGUACAGAGGCGACAGGGAGGUACGCUAUCAUCCGUGGCGGCAUAUUAGUACUCCGACGAUAAAGACAGGAAGUGGGGUGUCCAGCGAACUUGUUAUCCGAGUGGAACCCAGUGAUAAUGGAAUGGUAUACAAGUGCGAAGCUAAUAACACUGCCACACAAAUGCCUUUGGUCGCCUUCGUCAAAGCUGUCGUUUAUUUUCCUCCUUCUAAUGUAACAAUUACCGUAAAGCCUUGUGAUCCUAAGGCUGGAGAUGAGGUAACUCUAGCGUGCACAUCUAGUAGUAGUAAUCCCCUCGCCCGCAUCUCGUGGAAGAGAGAUGGACGUCACGUGCGUGAUCACGUGGAGGAGACGUUGAGUGCCGAGUAUGGUGCCAUUUCUACACGAAGCGUCCUCACAUUUUCCGUCACAUCUGCAGAUGAUAAGUCUGUUUUCGAAUGCAAAGCUAAGAGUGAUGAUCUUCCUGCUGUAAUAAGUAACGUCACGAUACGCGUUAGACAUAAACCAGAGUUUCCAGAUGCAUACCAAAGAAUUGAUGUGAUAGAAGGCACUAAUGCUACUAUUAACAUCAGCGUAUACGCCUAUCCACCUGUGGCCUGGUUUUCUUGGACAAAAGAUUCUUCAUUAAUACCGCCUGUUUCGGAGAUGGACGAUCACAUGCAUAGGGUGAUGUCUUCUGGUCCAACACUCUUCAUUAUGAACGUCGUGCGAAAGGAUGGAGGGACAUAUGUGUGCAUGGCUGAGAAUGAGGAGGGUACUUCAAAUGCAACUAUUAUUCUCAAUGUGCAAUAUCCAGCAACUGUGAUCAACAUUACGACGAUGGUAGUCGUUGCAGAAGGCGACAAUGCUUUUUUUGAAUGUAGCAUCUCAGCCAAUCCCAUCAUCCCUGACAUGAUAAGGUGGAGUACAAAAGGUGGUGAGGUUAUACUGAAAGAGAACCAGCAGUUCACAGAGAAUGGAAGAUCUCUUCUCACUCUGUUUAACGUAUCGAAGCAAGAUUCUGGCACACUGGAAUGCGAAGCUUUUAAUGGGAUUGGUGAACCGGAUGUGAAAACGGCGAAUUUGAUCGUCUUAUAUAAACCUACCAUCGUGAGGCAUUUAGUGAAUAAUAAAAUAGCGACAGAGCUCUCAACCAAGGUGGAACUGCGCUGCAUUGCAGAAGGUGAUGGCAAUAUCAGUUUUGUAUGGUCCUUCAACAGCACUGUGAUUAUACAAGGUUUAGAUGUUGGUCGAUAUGAUAUUCGAGCAGCAAAGACAACCGAAACCCAGUGGUGUAGCAUACUGACCAUCAAGAGGGUUCGGCAAGAAGACUUCGGUGAAUAUACCUGUGUUGCCAGAAAUCAUCUGGGAUAUGACUUUGUCAAAUUCACGCUUAUAAAGAAAGGCGCUCCAGAGCCUCCAAAAAAUUUAAAAGCAGUGAAUGAGACAACAGAUUCUAUCACACUGGUAUGGACUCCAGGGUUUGAUGGUGGGUCAGAACAGAAUUUCCGAAUCCGAUAUAAGAAAUCCGAUUCAUCAAUCUAUUUCUACAGGGAAGCUCCUACAAACGCAACAUCUUACACUAUAACUGGUUUAGAACCUGGAGCACAAUAUGAUUUCUUCAUCGCUGCUUACAACACCAUCGGUGAAAGUGCCUUCACUGAGGAAGUGAUGACAGUGUCCACAAAAAGCAUAACUGUUGAAGUUACCACCAGCGCUGCUGUGACCAUCUCUGAAGCUGAAAAGCAAAGACGAGCAGGUAAUCGGAUGUGGUUGAUGUCUUCAAUUCUAGGUGGAGUUUCUUUCGUGGUAUCCUGCAUCUGCUGUGUAUGCUGCAUAUGGAGAAAGUGCUCACUUAUCACGUCUGAAGUGAUCAUACCUAUUGCCCAACUUCAAGCGGCACAGGAAGAAGCUCGGGAUGAUAUUUGCAACCGUCUUCUCAUUCGACCUGAGGAAAAGCAAGCAACAUCUGCGGUUGUUGGUGUACAGAAUGAAACUCCCCAAGAACAAGUAGCUCUCAGAGAUUUUCAGGCAGAACAAAGGACUACUUUAAGCUGGGAAGAAACAACAAGGAAUGAGUAUGGAAGAACAAGAUCUCUCAGCUUUGACCAGGGUUGCUACGAGGAGGGGCCCAUUAAAGAAAGCAGGGGUUCCGUCAACAAUAUACACGCAGCAAUGGGUCCCACUACAACGGAAAUAUCUGAUGAGAACCAAAAGUGCCUUGCAGAGACUAAGGAACCAUCAGAUCUAUCAUCUUCUCCUCGCUCAACUAGUCCCGAAAGUCCUCGUUACUCAUCGACUACUUCUUCAGAGUCGUCGGAUACAAGAAGUUCGGUGUACCACGAGAAGACAUCUCUCCAUUCUUUGCAUUCGUUGCAUUCACUGCAUUCAUUGCACUCCCUUAGAAGCACUCUUUCGUUGUCCAGGAGCGCGCAACUCCGUGAUAUAUCUUUUCCAGGUCUGGAAUACAUAACUGUGAAACAUUCUCAUCCGAUCGUGCUUAUCAAUAUCGAACAUGGUGGGAAUUUCCAUAAUACGGAUUCAUGACAGCGGGCACAAACCGUAGCUUUAGAUUUAUCAGCAUUUCCCGUCCCCGAGAGACAGCUCACAUUAAGAUUCACUUGAGUGAAUAUCCUAUAGCUACUCCACUGUUUUAGCCUUCGGUGUCCGCUCAGUUGGGCUUAACAUCGAAACGAGAAUCUAUCCCGAACAAGUGCCUCUGGUUACAAUAUUACACCAGUUAUACCUUCGACAAGAACCGGUUAGAUCCGGAACUGGAGUGUAGGGGAUUCGUCUUUGACUUGCUCACACUCCUUGGUCAGCUCAAAAUAUGCUGGUGCCACUAUACAUGAAAUAGUCACAAAACAAUUGAGAAUGAAAGGAUGAUUUUGUGUAUUUAGUGUAUGACAAUAAUUUUGACAUCUGGACUUGGGAAAGCCAUAUUUUUGCCAAAGUCCUAUUUACACGGUGCAGUUAAUAGCAAAAUAUACCGAUUCACGAAUUGAAUAGCAGUUCUGAUUUUCUAGGAAUUCAUUGUAAAUGUUUAAGUACUGUAUUUAAUUGUGGCUCAGAAAACUGCCAAAAUCCUGUACAGGAACUAAAGCUCACUGAAACGUUAUAGUGAGAAAGGAUAUUGUGGAUUGGGAUUGGUUGUAGAUUUUAAAGGAGUGAAAAUGAAUUUUUAUAUUCAUAUUUAGAAUAAUUAGAGUAAAUAAAACAAUUUAGAUUUUAAGAACAUUCGUUGAAAACUUAAAAUCACUGGAAAAUCACGAUUUCUUAUUUUAUUUUUAGGCAAAAUUUAGUCUUUUACGAAUGUUUGUUUCUAUCUGCAAAUAUAACUUCCAGGGUGUCCCAUUUAUAUGAAAUUACUAAUUUUUAUAAUUCGCCUUCAUAAAAAAAAUGCUUGAGAUUUUAAAUUUGCGUAAACAUUUACAAAUAAAUAAUUCUUAUAAACGGAUAGGUUGGAUUUUUUCAUAUCCAAAACUUAUUCUAAAAGAUACCGGUUACAACUUCUCCUGCAAAUAAAACAGUACAAGAUAUUACAAAUGCUAAAUAAUGGGAAAAUGUUCUUUUUCUACUGUUUCAGAUUUUACAGAAACUGAAUAUUAAAUUUCGACCUUUUUUAUAACACGAAAAUAUUAUUCGGAUUAAUUUAUGAUCAUAUGUUUACCCUCAAUUUCAAACACCAAUAACACCUUGCUCUUAUUAAUACAUUUGCUACGAAUUUUUGUUAACGGCUAAAUAUUGGGUGCUAAUUUUCAAACAUGAAAUUAAAAAAAAAAUAGCAUAUACGCACCUGAAGUAUCUGUCUUCAUCCAUCUUUAACAGAUAUUUAAUUUUCAAAUCUGUAAACAUCUGCCUUACCGAUUGGGAAAAAUCGAAUUUUUUUUUUUAAUUUUUAUGCCUCACACAGGCAUUAUAUGAAACUUGAAGCAUGACAUAUGCAUUCAGUUUGGAUAUAUAUAUAUCAAAAUAGAUUGAUUAAAAAACGCAAGGUAUGUUUCUUAGAACAGCUGGUUUCAUACAUCAUUCUCAGAGCGAUGGUUACUUAUUAGCAGAAAUAUAUCCAGCAAUACAGAACUAUUAGAAUACUCUGAGAAAGCUAGGAGGUUCAAAAUAAGAUACAUAUAAUUUCUAAUUUAUGGUUUUCUAAAGAAUUUGAAAGAUCCCAGAACCCUUUACUAUCAAUUCUAUUUCAUAAUGACGCAGUCGACUCUAGAUGAAACAGAAAUACAAUAAUUUAGCAAAUUUAAGACGUUCAUCAUCAAAUAUUUUAAUGCUGUGCAGAUGGUUGUUUUCAUCGUAUUUUCAAUAUUCCCAAGAGAAUCCUUCUGCGUUAGAAAUAAAUUUUCCUGCACAAUUAACGUAUUACGUUUACUGUUUUAAAAGUAUUAGUCUUUGUGCUCACUUCUUUUGUCUCAGAAUUUUAUGAAAACAUAAUUACAUUUCUGAAAUUGCAGUAUAACCACUUGUUUUCAGAGAUUCAUGAUUUGCAUUUGUGCAUUUUUAUUGUUUGUGAUCUAGGUUGAGAGCUAUAUAGUUUAGCAUUUACAUGCAUAAUCUUUUCACUUUAUCUAUAUAAAAUAUGGGUAUUACUUUAAAUGUGAGGUAUUAAAAUUAACAUAUAUGUGAUGUAAGAUAUUACUAUGUAUUGAAAGCACAAUUUCUAGAGUCGGUUAAAUGCGUCUGUGGUAUCAGACUUGAAUAUUCUCUAAUAUGAAUGUGGUGUAAAUUCUCGGUAGCUUACAGUUUAUAAACUAAGAAAUUGUCUACAUUUUAAGUGGUCAGAAUGCAAUCCUUUAUACAGUUUCAUAGAUAUUAUAACAAAACUUUAUUAAUUUUAAUUAACUAUUUCUCACACAUUUGUGGAGACGGACGUUACAAUUGUAAUGAAUGUGUGAAUGGGACACCCGUAGUUUUACAAACAUAAAGUUUAAUGAUUACAUUACACAAUUACAGGUUUGAUCUCUCGGUUUGUUUUACUUUUAAUUAUUAUAAUCUAUAUCAUUGUGUUAAAAUAUUAUAAGGGAUACAAAUGCAAUUUUUAGAAUUGAGACAAUAUAUAUAACCGGAUUUCUGAUCAGACAAAGAUGGUGAUAUUAUGUGCCAAUGUGUAAAGUUUACUUAUCUAUGCAUUCGAUUUAUCUUCGUGAGGCCUUCUCUGUAUAUAAUUGUAAACUGUUAAUUGUUCUGCUUCUUUAUAAAAUUGAUUUGUUCUCAAUGGAAAUGCAGUUACUCGUUAUGUACUUAUACGAAAGUUAUAUACAUGAAUGCGUUAAUGUUUUUAAAAACAUUGCUUUGGUGUAUUUAAAAAUAUUUAAUUUUGAAGUUGUAUUUGAAAAUAUGGUUAACUGAAGUAAUUGUUUGAUCAUGCGUCUUUUCAACAAGUCUGAAUCAUUUCUAAGAUCAUUUUUUUAUUCUAAGAAAGGAAAAACUACCCGCCUAACGAGUAUAUAAUUUAAAAUUUUGCUCGAUAAACAGAAAUAAACAAGCAACAUAAUUAAUUGAUAGAAAAAUGAAACAUAAUUAAUGUUCAUAGGCAUAUGUAUAAGACAAGUUACAAUAAGAUAGAAAGAUAAUUUUUUAUAAUCCUUACAAUUAAAUGAAACUAAAGAUGUAAGUAAAGCCAAUAUCAUUUUCUAAUUUAUCCUUAUAAAUUUCUAAUUUAUAUGGAUAAAUUAGAAGGAAGAAAAUAAAAAUGAUUUUUGUAGACUAGUCAAAUUUUAAAACAAUAAUUUCAAGACAGAUUUCUUUUAAACAGUUGCUUUAAGAACAAAUAUUUUGUAAAACAUGAAGUAUUAUGCUGCUAUAUAUGAAAAUAAUGUUGCACAUUCGGCUUAUUCUGUCUCAUUUCUUAUAACUCUUGUUUAGCAUAAAAAUUGUAUACCAAUUCACGUAACUUAUUAACAAUUCAUGUAAUUAAAAGUUAUGCUAUAAUCGUAUGAAAGGUGUUCUAGUACUUAAUUUUAAAAUCUGAAUUGUAAUUAGUAGAUAUCGUACUUAUGUAUGUUAAGUAACAUUUUAUGAGAAUAAAAUACUGAUAUAACUAAUAUAACUAAUAACUGAAAAAAUAACAAUUUUCUGAUAUAACUAAUUCAGUUGAUAUUGCAUUUAUUAAAGCCAUUUGCUUAACUCAUCAGUUUGUUUAUUUUAUAAUUUUAAUUCUUAAAAAUAAAGCCUGAAUUUAAAUGUCAUAUCAUUGCUUACUAAUCCUGAACUAUAAUACUAUUUUGACAAAUUUAUACGAAAUACAAAAUAAUGAGAAUGUAACUUUUAAACGUUAUCUUUAAAUUUGUAUAGAUGUUUAUCUUAGUAAAUGUUAUUAACUACUUGAGAAUUAGCAGUAAAUAUAAAGGAAAUUGUGUUCAGUAGUUGUAGUUUUGAGGAAAGUGGUUUAAAAAAAUUUUCAUACAUUUUUAUGAGCACAAAGUAGCUUUUAAAUUACAUUUUAAAAAUAAGUUAUUUUCCCCACAUAAGUUAUUUUAAACUGGUUACCAGAUACACCCGUGAAAUACUUUGAAAUUUAAACUAAAGCUUUUGCUUGUUCCUCAAUUUUUAAUGUAUAGUUAGUUCAAUUGUAGUAGUUAAAGAAAUAGGGUCAUUUCAUUAUAUUCUUUGUUAUGAAUACUUAUAAAUCCUUCCAUAUUCUACGUAUAAAUGUGUACUUUGUUAUUUUAUCUGUAUAAAUGUAAUAGAAUAUUCACCUAUUUUUGCACCAAUAUGUUUAGCAUUUCAUCUGGUUCUAGAUUUACACCAUCAUAUACAUAAAUUCAUCAUAAAUUUACAUACAGUUUGAUUAAUAUAUGGUUUAAAUUUAUGAACAUUUUGUGUGUAUUAUAUGUUUCAUUAUGUUAUUUAGAUACAUGUUUAUAGGUGCAAACUGUUUUCAACAUAGUGAUGCAAGAAUAGUAGCAGUUACAUAGAAAGUUCUCUUUUAAUACAUGCCUUUAUGCUUAACUUGUCAUAAUGAUAUAUACUACUGUGCCAGACAGAUUUUAUGUUUUUUCUAUUAUCAACACGUUAUUCAUUAUCUUCUAUCUAUAUCAAGUUAAGGCAUGUAUUAUUGAAAGCCUUUUACCUUAUACUUUCUCUGGCGGAUUUCAUUUCAGUUAUAAAGAAGAUAGGGUUACUUUUAUUUAUUUUUUUAAUAUAGCUGCAAAAUAAGCAUUCACAAAAGGAAGAUUUCUAAGAGAAGAGCGAGUAUUUUAUUACAUUGCGAAAGCAGCGCACGCGGCCAAAUGUCAUACAUGCUGCACAACACAUUUUUAAAAUUUACAAAUUCAAAAUCUCCGCUAACGUAUUUUUUGCUCUAAGUGUUAUUUAUUUUUCCAUGUCUGGAACAUUUUUCAGAUAUACUUUUUGGUGUUACAUGCACACUUCAGAUAUUCGCAAACAUAUUAUUUACCGCUAUAUUUUACUACAUAUUUCAAUUUCCUAUCCUGCAUGUUUGCACUCGUUUAAAUCACAGUUACUUUCCUGUCUCUGUUUUAAAUUUAUAAUACCCUCAGUAAUCGAUUUAGCUUUUUUAUCAUAAGCAGUUUAGUAUUCCUUCUAACUGCAUUACUUAACUGCUCUUUAUGUGUGCCUUUAAGAAGAAAACAUAGUUAAUAUGCUGUUAUUUACUUACUUUAUUUAUUUCCUUUAUAUUUUUUGUACUUAUAUUCACUUAUUAAUGUUUUAUGAAAAUGCUUUUAUUUCGAUUUUCUCCUGAAAAUAUGCCCUUAAAAAGGCUGUUCAGUUUGUAGCAAUAGCAAUAUCAGUCACAAUUUAAUUUAUGGAUAUUAAUAUUAAACAUUAAUAUAUCAAUAUCAUAAAUUUUGAAUUGUGUUUUCAUUACAAAUUACACUAAAAACUAAGAAACAAGUCAGUUCAUAAAAUCAAAAAUAAACUCCGGAUUUAUAACUAUAUUGGCAUGUUAUAGGAAUUGAUGCGACUAGAAAUGUUAUACUUACAGA
Messenger RNA from Stegodyphus dumicola, 9794 nucleotides. RefSeq names its product nephrin-like. NCBI's taxonomy places the organism in Eukaryota, Metazoa, Arthropoda, Arachnida, Araneae, Eresidae. Gene Ontology annotation, molecular function: cell adhesion molecule binding. The record is from RefSeq and is a predicted model, not a curated record. Gene Ontology annotation, biological process: cell-cell adhesion. Gene Ontology annotation, cellular component: cell-cell junction; plasma membrane.